CAUGGAGGCCUAGAGCGGUGUUCGGCUCCACUUCCCGACAGCAUAACGAUUCUCAUAUUCUCUAUACAGUCUCUUCACCUGGAUGAGAUUGGCGCGGGCAGCGCCGGUUACAGAUACCCUAAUCAUGCUGCACUGCACAUGCAGAGCUCGUUAUACUAAACAGAGUCACAUUACCCUUGCUUUGUGCAAUUGCAACGCGGUUGCUGCUUCGCUAUGCCUGAAAGAGUCUGGUGAACGUCAAUGCGAUCUUGGCGAGUGGUCCCAUAUGCAAAUGCAACGUGCGGACGGCGUGUUGAAUGCAACAGGGUCUUUGCGAAUCGUACGCAGCGCCGAUGGGAAGCGUCAUCGUGGGUUCAGGCGCGCUUCAGAAUCGCAGCAGCCCUCAUGUGCCUGGAGAAGCCUCGCGUUUACUCCAAUGGAGCAGUGUGUGGAACGAAAACACUCGUUCAACAAAGAAAAUAUGGAGGUAUGACAUAUAAAAUCCAAAUUUAACUCUACUCUGUCACCACGGAGACUUCUCAUUGUGCUGAUCAUGACCGCUAUCAACGGAUGACGUCGUCCAUAAUGGUAUGCCGAGGGG
Laetiporus sulphureus 93-53 is the source of this 580-nucleotide messenger RNA. RefSeq lists its product as uncharacterized. Bases 83 to 472 code for a protein of 129 amino acids. Lineage: Eukaryota; Fungi; Basidiomycota; Agaricomycetes; Polyporales; Laetiporaceae. The transcript is spliced from 2 exons. The record is from RefSeq and is a predicted model, not a curated record.